Messenger RNA from Bombina bombina (fire-bellied toad), 18525 nucleotides. RefSeq names its product SON DNA and RNA binding protein (gene SON). Gene Ontology annotation, molecular function: RNA binding. The record is from RefSeq and is a predicted model, not a curated record. Gene Ontology annotation, biological process: regulation of mRNA splicing, via spliceosome; regulation of cell cycle. NCBI's taxonomy places the organism in Eukaryota, Metazoa, Chordata, Amphibia, Anura, Bombinatoridae.
GCUUGGAAUAAUAAAAAAAAGUAAGUCGGGAACGCGCACGUAUGUGCGUGACAGUCGGAAACAGCGAGGACUAGAAAGAGCUUAACAGCAGCAGUAGGAGGAGGAUCGGGGCGCCAUGGCGACCAACAUAGAACAGAUCUUCCGUUCCUUCGUUGUUAAUAAAUUCAAGGAAAUACAGGAGGAGAAACAAAACAGCAGCUUUGAUGGUGUAUUCUGAAUCAAAAGAAUUAAAAAGUACUGAAAUUGUCUCAUCUGAUGAAGUAAAGAAGGAAACCUCAAGAAAGAAGUCAAAAAAACACAAAAAACACAAAAGUAAAAAGAAAAAGAAAAAAAAGAAAAGAGAGAAAAGUGAAAAACAUUCAAAAUCUGCUUCAAAUGUUGAGGACCAAGAGAAUGUAAAUGCGGAUCCCAAAUCUCUGUGGAGACCAGCCUUUGCCUCUCCUUCAAGGAAGGAAGAAAUAGUAGAUGCAACUCUGUUAAAUACAGAAAAUAUCUAUAAUGAAAAUGUCAGUUUAUCAUCUUUAGAGAAUGCACAGGAAAUAAAACUUGAUUCAUCAAAUAAAAGUCAGCCCUUUAGAUCAGAAGUGGAUUUAGAUUCUGGAUUUUUUGGUCCACGAUGUCCUACUGAGAAAUAUUGCCCCUCUAUAAUUGACUGUGAAAUGCAAAAACCAGUAGAGGAGUUAGCUCAUGAUUUUUUGCAGUCUAGGGAAAUUAUUAAUUUAGAAGAAGUUGACAAUAAUGAUAAUGGAGGAAUUAAAAAAUUAGACUUAUUGCCUAAUUCUGCAACAGGAGUAAAUUUGACGGAAGCAUGUGUAGUGCUUUCUCCAGCUAAUAAACCUGAAUCAUGCAAUAAGAAAUUAGAUGCUGUCGAAAAUAUUGAAUCAUUGUCUCCCUCUAAGAAUUUUCAUCAUACACAUGACAAAAACCUUUUAGAACAUCAACCAAGGCCAAGAUCAAAAUCAACCUCUAAAAAGCAGAGAAGAUUGGAAAGAAAAUCUCGUUCAAAGUCUGAUUCUGCAACAAGGAAACAUCGUUCAAGAUCACAAUCUUCGAUAAAGACAGUGCAUGGAAAUAAAGUCUCCUCUAAAUCUCCUUUAUUGGGACGCAGAUCACAUUCUAGCUCUGUGGGGCAUAAGCGUAGGUCACGCUCAAGUUCUGUUGGACAGAAGAGGAGAUCACGCUCUAAUUCUCCUGUUAGGAGGCAUCUUUCAAGAUCUCGAAGUCCCGUUCGUUUUUCUAGAUCACCAAUCCGAUCCUGGUGGUCAAAAUCCAUAAAAAAUAGAAAGAGGUCUAGGUCUAUGUCAAAUGCAAGAAGACACAGAUCACGGACGAGAUCAACAACAAGGAGACGGAGAUCACGGACAAGAUCAUUAGCAAGGAGAGACAGAUCAAGAACAAGAUCAGCCAUAAGAAAACGCAGAUCAAGGACAAGGUCAGCUGCAAGGAGGCACAGAUCAAGGACCAGAUCGGCUACAAGGAGGCACAGAUCAAGGACCAGAUCGGCAACAAGGAGGGAUAGAUCAAGGACCAGAUCGGCUACAAGGAGGCACAGAUCAAGGACAAGAUCGGCUAUAAGAAGGCACAGGUCAAGGACAAGAUCAGCUUCAAGGAGUCACAGGUCACGGACAAGAUCGGCUACAAGGAGGCACAGGUCUAGUUCCAAAUCCUUUACAAGGAGGCAAAAGUCGAGAUCCCCUAGUAGGAGGCGGAGGUCGCGAUCCCCUAGUAGGAGGCGGAGGUCGCGAUCCCCUAGUAGGAGGCGGAGGUCGCGAUCCCCUAGUAGGAGGCGGAGGUCGCGAUCCCCUAGUAGGAGGCACAGAGCAAGAUCUAGAUCUCUUGUAAAGAAAAGAUCACGGUCAAGUUCAACAACAAGAAAAAGAAAAUCUAGAUCUUGGUCACCUGCAAGAAGAAAAAGGUCACUCUCUGGGACAGCUACAAAGAGACAAACAUCUAGAUCUAAGUCAACUACUCAAUCAAAGUCAUUGACAGUGAACAGAAAAUCACGAUCUAGUUCUGCUACUGGAAAAAGAGAGUCGAAAUCCAGAUUAGCUGUUGAAAAGCAAAGGUCAAGAUCCAGAUCAGUUACAAAGAGAGAGAGGUCUAGAUCUGCAUCUAUAAAGUACUUUUCUAAGAUUUCAUCAGUGAGAAACAGAUCUAAAUCAAAAUCCGUUGAAAAGACCACUGUAGAUUUAUCUAAAAAGCCAGUUAAAUCUCAUACUUCCACACCUACUUCAUCUACAAAUCCAAAUCAGAAACAAUCGGUAAACUUGCAAACAGUUCACAAUGACAAUGCUACAGAAAAAAUGCUCACUGGUUGUUCAACACAGAGUCCUCAAGUUUCUCAUUCCUUAUGUCAUGUAUCGGACCGGGAGCAGUCAUCCCGUUCAAGCUCUAAAGCACCUUUGCCAGAGCAAUGCCAAUCUCCCUCAAUGCCAGCUAAUGAGCAGCAUCUGUAUUGUAUAGGAACAACUGAAUGCUGUAAAUCGUCCAAAGAGUUAUCACCUGAAACCACAAAAAUAUGUGAUAAAAUGUCCUCUCAAAAUCCAAGCAAACCUGAUUAUGCAGAAACUUUUCUGGAACCUGACAUUACUCAAAUUAAAAAAGUAACUGAGCAGGAUUUUGUAAAGUCACAAACGUUUAAAAAGGAUUUAUUUAGCUUCAAUUUAUCUAUGCAGUCAAUACCCUUAGAGCCCAAUGUUUCUAAAGAGACACUACAAUACUCAGUAAAGCAUAGUAGUUGUAAGCAAGACUUUGAAGUUUCAAACACACCCCAACUUGGCUGUUUAAAUAGCUCAGCUGCAAAGCAAAACUUCCAGGACUCUGCUGAUGAACAAUUGUCUUUGUCUCACUCAGUUGUAGAUACGACAUUUCAGGUCUCUGAUAGAAUGACAUCUUCGCAUGAGCACUCUGAGUUAGGUGCGGAGACUUUGCCUAAUGCAUAUACUAAACAAGAUUUCAUCACAGAUAAAGAGACUCUUUCAACAUUUUGUUCAGUGGUUCAUAAUGAACUAACAUUACAAUCCAGAGUGCCCCCUAAAUCUUUGAGUGCUGAACGCAAAGAAGAUGUAUCUGGUGUGUUAGAAAAUAAAUUGUUUUUGCAUACUAGUAUGAAUAUUUAUGAUGAACAUUUUGAGAAUACUGCAGAUCCUAAAAUAACUCAUUCUAGUGAGCAAAGUUCCUUUCACUUAACUUCUGGAAAGAAUGUUAUUGAUCCAAACAUAGUAACUGAUGUUAAGGACUGCUCUAACCCAGAAACAACAACUGAAAAGGAGAAAUUAGUGGUUGGUGUACUUAAAAUCAAAGAAAGAGUUAGUGCUUGUGGUAUACCAUUCAUAGAGAAUAUUUCAAAGUCCUCCAUGAGUGAAGAAAUAAUGCAGAAGAGUGAUGCAGCAGGCCAUCAAACGAAUAUGACAUCUGAAGAAACAUAUUUUGAAAAUAAAAGGAGUUUCAUGGAUGCAGAAAAUGUAGUUUCCAUUAUUUCUGAAGGGGGAACUGAAAGCAAACCAUUGCUUGAGAAACAAUCCAUAUUUGAUACAAGUUUUACAGUUUCUAGUAAGGAUACCCUGUUUACUCAACACCUAACUGAAAGCUCCCUGACACAUUUUAGACCGCUUUUUUCUGCACAUACUGCUUGUGCCUUUAAAAAUUCAUGCUCCGGUUUAGAAGAUGAGCAUCUCAAUUCUAUUAAGAUAUUAAAGGAAAACAACCCAGACCCAAUAAAAGAGCUUCUAGUUAAAGGUGAACACACAGACUAUCUUAGUUUAACUGAUACCAACGCCACCACUCAUACGGCACUUAGGACUAAUGCUAACUUUAACAGUCCAUCUGAUACAAACUUAAAAUCUUAUGAAGGAAAAGUAGUGUUAAACACAGAACAUUUGAUAGAUCAUCUCCCCCCAAAAGAACUAUAUAAGCAAAAAAACAUAUGCAGUUCUUUUGAUAUGUUUUCUGAAGAGGGGCAAAACUAUUUCAGUAGUUCACAAGAUUCUGAGUUAGAUGUCUGCCAGCGCCACCAGAAUGUUGUGCAGAAUGCUAGUACAGACCCACACGAUGUUGAACUUUAUGACAGCUUGCCCUCUCCAAAUGUUAAGGUACAAGUUACCUCCCUCACUGAAGAAUCUAUUCAACAAAUAACGUUGUCCAAUAAGUGUGCAGAGCCAACCAUCUCACCACUCCUUAAAGAUACAGAGAGUUUUGUCUGUAAACCUUCUGAAAGUGAUUUUCCAAACUUCCAGGUGGCCAACCUGCAAGUUUAUAUGCCUACGGAUAAGCAACAAAUAAAUAAAGCAAUUUCAGCUGAACAAAAAUCUGAGUCCAGUUCCAUCUCUGAACAAGUAAUCUGCACAUCCUCUGUUUCCUACGAGCCCUCAUCUACUCUUGAAGAACCAAAUGGCAAUACAUUGCACCAGCCUGUUAUCAAGUCUCUUACUGCUUGUGAAGAGUUCAUCUGCGGCCAUGCUUCACCUUGUGAAAAAAAUGUUAAAACUCUUGUCAAGAACAGUACAUUUGUGCCAGACUGUCAUACAGCAGGCAAGUUGCUUAGCUCUAACCAGGAUACUGACAUCACGGACAAAGCACUUAAUGAGUAUAAGGAAAAUAAAUACAAAGAAGAUAUCUAUCCGUCAUUUGUAGCAGACAAGCAUGAGGCUAGCACCAGUAACCAGAGAGAGUUAAUUGAUUUAGUGACUGAUGAAAACCAUAUUUUGCAGCAUUCUUCUGAGCACAAACAACUUAAAAGUAAAUCAGAUAGAGAUCAUGUUAGCAUCGGUGGUUUUACAGAAGAAAAAAUAAGUAUAAUUAGACAAGAACCAUUAAAUUCAGCUUUUUCAUCGCUGAACCCUCCCUCAGGUUCUUUAACAAUUUCUCAGAUUGAGAACCCACCUGCACUUGAAGAUGGUAUUUCUUUGAGCAUCCCCAUAAUGCAAGAUCCUAUAGGGGCACCUGUUCAACAAACUUUACCUCAGUUAAUUAAAACUGAUCAGUAUGACCUAGGUACUGAUUCUAAUUAUAGGAAUUUAGUUCCUGAUAAAAUGCCAGGAGCCAGCUCUAAGAAUUCCGUGAUAAUAGGAUCUGAGUCUCUUAAAGCUGAUAAAAGUGCACAUGAGUCAAGUAAGAUAAAUUAUCUGCUGAUCAGUGAGUCGAAGACUGAUCUCCCAACCAGAAACAGUGGUAUUGAUUCAUGUUUGGAACAAGAGCCAAGAGAAAUUAUUGAACAGGAAAGCUUUCAUUCUUAUGUUUCGAUACAAACUGUUAAGCAAAAGCAUAUUAAUAAAGCCCCAGACCAGCAGCUUUUGGAUUCUAACUCUAUUUCAGAAUUGGAUCUGAAGACGUCUCCUGUCAUUGAUCAGGUGAAGACCACAGACAAUGUAUUCUCUGAGAUAACAGAGUUCACAAAGCAACAAGACACAAGUGAAAAUAAGGAUAAUUCAAGUGCAACAAAAGAAGUUAGUAGCGUAGAACUUUCUUCCAAGCAUGUGACAACUGGCAGUUUAAGUAACCUGGAUCCUGCUGGCUCAAACUCUGAAACAUAUUCUAGGAUUAAAAGUCUCAGCUCUUUAACAAUGAACUAUGAAUUCAGUCAAAAUAAGCAAAAUAAAUUGCCUAAACAUGAAAUUCAGAAAUCUGAUAAAGAAAUUAAAGUAAAACGUACUUCUUCUGUAACAUCACUUCCACUUAAUUUCAAGUUCAGCAAAACUUUCAAACAAGUCAAUGUCUCACCUCUGCAAGAUGGCACUGAUCUCGGGUUAUCUGAUUCUGAAACCUUGCAGUUAGGUUGCCUGUCUGUUAUAGAUAAAACUAAAUCAGCAGCUACAAGAUGUACACAAGCUACCCAGUCUUCUCCAAACAAUUCCCCUUAUUAUAACUCUUCAAAGGAGCCAAAGCCGACAAAGUCUGGAUCUUCAAUGUCAGAGAAUUCACUCUCAGUAAGGCAGGUUUUGCCAGAUCCUUCACAAACUAGAGUCAAAUCUGGAGAAGAGCCCCCGAAUGCAGCUAAGCUACCUGCCCUGGAGAUAUUAGAGUCAGACAGUCUUCCUAAACCAGAAUACGCACAUUCAACUGUGGUUAGCAAACCUACUUUUCCAAAUAUUUCUAGUGCUAUAUCAAAAAUGGGAGUCAAGCAACGCCAAUAUCGAUCAAGAUCUAUGGCCCAAGAAAGUCGAUCACCCUCUCUAGAUCAUGGACAAGUAACACGCUCCCGUUCAAAAUCUGCAUCUCGGAAAAGGCACUCACGUUCUAAAUCCCAGUCAAUAUCCUGGAGGAAACGUUCACGUUCUAAGUCAGGAAACCGAAGAAGAUCACGCUCAAAAUCGGUCAGAAAAAAACUCCCAGGAACCAAAAAUCAACGCUCACACUCCAAGUCAAAAGGCAGGAAGAAAUGUUCACCUCCAAAGUCAGCAGGAAAAAGGAGAUCUCGUUCAAAUUCUGCAGAGAAAAGGCGAGUCUCUUACUCCAAGAAGAGACGCUCAAGAUCCAGAUCAUCCAACCGAGGAAAGCGAUUUCGCACCAGGUCACCAGCUCGAAAGAGGCAUUCACCUUCUAAAUCAGAAGGCAGGAAACGACGCUCACGCACCAAGUCACCAGCCAGGAGGGGGCGUUCACAUACAAAGUCUUUAUCACCAGGAAGCCGCUCCAGCUCCAAAUCUGCAUCAUCGAGGCGCCGCUCCCAUUCAAAAUCUACUUCACUAAGACAUUCUUCAAGGCAUUCUACUUCUGUAUCUCCAGCAAAAUGGAGACGAAGCCGCUCAAGAUCUCGUGCCCGUUGGCAGCGCUCUAGAUCAAAAGCAAGGUGGCGUCGAUCUCGUUCUUUAUCAACCUCCAGACAACGUCCUUCUCGAUCAACUUCCAGACAUUCUCACUCUAUGUCAAAAAAGAGACGUCAUCGUACAUCUUCCAUGUCACCAGUGCUUAAACGCAGCUCUCGGCAAAAAGACAAAUCUCCUUCAAGCAGGUGUAACUCUAAAUCUUCAUCACCACCCCCACCCCCACCAAAGAAAACUGUGCAGUCAAAAUCACUUGCAAUUAAACAAAGUGCUGGUUUAAAGUCUCUUAUACAAAAGCAAUUAUUAAAAGCUAAAUCACAAAGUUCUGGUACAAAAACCAAGGAACCGUUGACUGUUCCUGAUGUGACUGUAGCAACGAAAAUUCCAAUGCCUAGUUUGCCUGCUCGAUCACGGAAUCCUGUUCGCAACCAGACUCCUAGAACUCAAUGGCUUAUGGCCAACCUGACAGCUGAAAGUCAGAUACCUUUGCCUAACCAGACACCUAUGCAUAAUUUGGUUCCGGGAUCACAAUGGUCCAUGCCUGAUCUUACUGCUGGAAACCAAUGGCCCAUAUCUAACAUGACAUCUGAAACUCAGUGGCCAGUGUCUGAAAUGCAUUCUGAAACUCAGUGGUCCAUACCUGACCUACAUCAUGGCAUACAGUGGCCAGUGACUGAUAUGCAUAGUGGAAACCAGUGGCCAUUAACAGACAGUGCUGCUGGUACCCAGUGGCCCAUGGCAAAUCUUGCACAAUCUCAGUGGUCUGUGCCUGACCUAACUACUGGAACCCAUUGGCCUAUGCAGGACCUCAGUGCUGGAACUCAGUGGCCUGCUCCUGAUCUCACUGUAGGAACACAGUGGUCCAUGCCCAGCAUUACUGGUACUCAGUGGCCUUUGCCUGACUUAGCUGCUAGCACUCAGAGAUCAGUGCCUGACUUAGCUGCUGACACACAAAGGUCAUUGCCUGACUUGGCUGCUGGUGCUCAAAGAUUAGUGUCUGGUGCUGGCACACAAGGAUCUGUCCCAGACUUAGCCGCUGGAACACCAAGGUCAAUGCCAGACCUUGCUUCUGAAGUACACUACCUGCCACCUGGAGUUGAGCUUGCCCAAUUAGCAACUGGUGUAGAGUCUGGUGUGGAAAUGCCACACCUUGAACCUGGAGUAGAUUUGCCCUAUAUGGCACCUGGAACAGAAGUUGUAGCACAAAUUACACAGUCUUCCAUGCUGCCGGUUCUGGAAUCUGGGGUAGAGACUAUGGCAAAGAUUCCACAGUUUUGUACAGUAGCUGGAGUUGAUAUUCCUCAUCAUGCAGCCAGAACAAAUGCUGAGAGAGAGAUUCAACAAUCUAUUCUUCAAUCUGAAGCAGAAGCGCAACACAUCUGUCUGAAAGCAGGAGCAGAUAAGCCUGACCUCGUGACUGGAACAAUUUCUGUAAGAACAGUUAUUCAGUCUCGAGACAAACAGGCUGGUACUAUGCCUUUUUCUGAGAGUGAAGCUAUGUUGUCCUUUUCGUCUGCUAUGGCUGAAGAAGAGGUGACAUCAUCUGCCCUGGUAGAGGCUGGAUCAGAAGUGCUGCCUCUUACUGGAUUGAAGACAAGAGUAGAAGAGCCUCCUCUAUCUGUCCAGGAGGCUGGAUCACAGCUGUCUCUGCCCUCUGUCCUAGAGUCGGGAACAAACUUGUUGCCUCUCCUUGUCCUUGAGGCUGGAGCAAAACUGUCACAGCCAUUUGUCCUAGAGGCUGGAGCACAUGAGCUGUCUGUCCUGGAGGCUGAAGCACCCAAGCUGCCAGAGCUGUCUGUCCUGGAGGCUGAAGCACCCAAGCUGCCAGAGCUGUCUGUCCUGGAGGCUGAAGCACCCAAGCUGCCAGAGCUGUCUGUGCUGGAGGCAGAAGCACCGAAGCUGCCAGAGCUGUCUGUGCUGGAGGCUGAAGAACCCAAGCUACCAGAGCUGUCUGUGCUGGAGGCUGAAGAACCCAAGCUGCCAGAGUUGUCUGUGCUGGAGGCUGAAGCACCCAAGCUGCCAGAGUUGUCUGUGCUGGAGGCUGAAGCACCCAAGCUGCCAGAGCUGUCUGUGCUGGAGGCUGAAGCACCCAAGCUGUCUGUGCUGGAGGCUGAAGCACCCAAGCUGCCAGAGCUGUCUGUGCUGGAGGCUGAAGCACCCAAGCUGCCAGAGCUGUCUGUGCUGGAGGCUGAAGCACCCAAGCUGCCAGAGCUGUCUGUGCUGGAGGCUGAAGCACCCAAGCUGCCAGAGCUGUCUGUGCUGGCGGUUGAAGCACCGAAGCUGCCAGAGCUGUCUGUGCUGGCGGUUGAAGCACCCAAGCUGCCAGAGCUGUCUGUGCUGGCGGCUGAAGCACCCAUGCUGCCAGAGCUGUCUGUCCUGGAGGCUGAAGCACAUGAGCUGCCAAAGCAGUCUGUCCUGGAGGCCGAAGCACACAAGGGCCCCAAGCUGUCUGCCCUGGAGGCUGAAGCAUGCGUGCUGCCAGAGCCGUCUGCCCUGGAGGCUGAAGCAUGCGUGCUGCCAGAGCCGUCUGCCCUGGAGGCUGAAGCAUGCGUGCUGCCAGAGCCGUCUGCCCUGGAGGCUGAGGCAUGCGUGCUGCCAGAGCCGUCUGCCCUGGAGGCUGAAGCAUGCGUGCUGCCAGAGCCGUCUGCCCUGGAGGCUGAAGCAUGCGUGCUGCCAGAGCCGUCUGCCCUGGAGGCUGAAGCAUGCGUGCUGCCAGAGCCGUCUGCCCUGAAGGCUGAAGCAUGCGUGCUGCCAGAGCCGUCUGCCCUGGAGGCUGAAGCAUGCGUGCUGCCAGAGCCGUCUGCCCUGGAGGCUGAAGCAUGCGAGCUGCCAGAGCCGUCUGCCCUGGAGGCUGAAGCACAUGAGCUGCCAGAGCCGUCUGCCCUGGAGGCUGAAGCACAUGAGCUGCCAGAGCCGUCUGCCCUGGAGGCUGAAGCACAUGAGCUGCCAGAGCCGUCUGCCCUGGAGGCUGAAGCAUUCAAGCUGCCAGAGCCGUCUGCCCUGGAGGCUGAAGCAUACGAGCUGCCAGAGCCGUCUGCCAUGGAGGCUAAAGCAUACAAGCUGCCAGAGCCGUCUGCCCUGGAGGCUGAAGCAUACAAGCUGCCAGAGCCGUCUGCCAUGGAGGCUAAAGCAUACAAGCUGCCAGAGCCGUCUGCCCUGGAGGCUGAAGCAUACAAGCGGCCAGAGCCGUCUGCCCUGGAGGCUGAAGCAUACAAGCGGCCAGAGCCGUCUGCCCUGGAGGCUGAAGCAUACAAGCGGCCAGAGCCGUCUGCCCUGGAGGCUGAAGCAUACAAGCGGCCAGAGCCGUCUGCCCUGGAGGCUGAAGCAUACAAGCGGCCAGAGCCGUCUACCCUGGAGGCUGAAGCAUACAAGCUGCCAGAGCCGUCUGCCCUGGAAGCUGAAGCAUACAAGCUGCCAGAGCCGCCUGCCCUGGAGGCUGAAGCAUACAAGCUGCCAGAGCCGCCUGCCCUGGAGGCUGAAGCAUACAAGCUGCCAGAGCCGCCUGCCCUGGAGGCUGAAGCAUACAAGCUGCCGGAGCCGUCUGCCCUGGAGGCUGAAGCAUACAAGCUGCCGGAGCAGUCUGCCCUGGAGGCUGAAGCAUACAAGCUGCCGGAGCCGUCUGCCCUGGAGGCUGAAGCAUACAAGCUGCCGGAGCCGUCUGCCCUGGAGGCUGAAGCAUACAAGCUGUCGGAGCCAUGUGUCCUGGAGGAUGAAGCAAACAAGAUGUCGGAGCCGUCUGUCCUGGAGGAUGAAGCAAACGAGCUGUCAGAGCCAUCUGUCCUAGAAGCGGGACCACAUGAGCUGUCAAAGCCAACUGUCCUGGGGACUGGGGCCCUUGAGCUAUCAGAGCCAUCUGUUCUGCAGGCUAAAGCACCCGAGCUGUCUGAGCCAUCUUUCCUGGAGGCUGGAACACACAAGCUGUCAGAGCUGGAUGCUGGAGCCUACGAGCUGUUGGAGCCGCCUGCCCUGGAGGCUGGAGCUUCUGAGCUGUCAGAGCCGCCUGCCCUGGAGGCUGGAGCUUCUGAGCUGUCAGAGCCGCCUGCCCUGGAGGCUGGAGCUUCUGAGCUGUCAGAGCCACCUGCCCUGGAGGCUGGAGCUUACAAACUGUCAGAGCCGCCUGCCCUGGAGGCUGAAACCCACAAGCUGUCAGAGCCAUCUGCCCUGGAGGCUGGAGCCCACGAGCUCUCAGAGCCAUCUGCCCUGGAGGCUGGAGCCCACGAGCUCUCAGAGCCAUCUGCCCUGGAGGCUGCAGCCCAUGGGACUCCUCUGAUGCCUAUCCUGGAGAAUGGAACUGAGGCUCCACAACCCUCUAUGGAGGCUGGUGCAGAGAGUUUGCCACCAUUGCAUAUCCUGGGUGGUGGAGCAGAGGUGAUGCAGCGAUCUUCCCUGGAGACUGAAGCAGAGGUACCACAUCCUCAAUCUGUCCUUGAAGCUGGUGCAGAAAUGCUAUGGCACCCAUCAGUCCUGGAGGCUGGCACAGAGUUUCCACACCUAUCUGUCCCAGAGUCUGCAGUGGAGGGGCCACCCUCACUUGUUCUACUUGUUGGAAUGGGGACAUCACCCCCAUCUGUCUUAGAAGCUGGAGUAGAAAUUUCAUACCUUGCAUCUGGAUCUGGAACAGUGAGUGAUAUGCUUCACUUAUGCCCUACCGCUGAAGCAGAAGUUCCUCAGUCUUGCUUUGAGACUAGAUCAGAGAUACCACAGUCUGUUCUUUAUACUGCAGCUGAAGUGCCACAAUCUGUCCUGACAACUGCAAGUGAAAUGCCAAAACCUGUGUUUAGAAAAGAGCCAGAGAAAAUACAUUGGUGCCAGAACACUGAAGCAGAAGUUCCUCAGUCAUGCUUUGUGGUGGAAUCAGAUGUUUCCCAGCCCUGUUUUAAACCUGUUAUAGAUAUACAUAAAUCUGUCCUGGGAGCUGGUGUAGAGAUUUCUCUGAUAGAUGUAACUCCAAGAGAUACUAAUACAGUAAUACAGUCUGUCUUGGCACAUGGAAAAGAUGUAGCAGAGAUCCCAAAUUCAUCCUUAAUGCCAGAAGCAGAGGUUCCACAGUCAUGCUUUGAUGCUGAAGUAGAGGUGAACAAGAAUGUUGAAGCACCUGUUGAAGUGCCACAGCUGUACCUGAUAGCUGUACCCAACAUGGAUACUCAAGCAUCUGUCUUGGCUGCUGAUUAUCAGACAGGAACUCAUCUAGCCAUGUCUUAUCAAUCAAAAUCAGAGAAAGAUGCUAAAUUCUACCCCCCUUUUAAUGAAAGAAUAGAUUGCCAAGGUCGAGAUCAUAGAGAAAAUGUAUUGACUUCAAAAUCAGCAUUAUGCACAGAAGUACUUGUGGAUGUUGAGUCAGGAUGCUUAUCUGUACCUGAGCACCAUGCCUUGACUUGUCAUUCUGUGUCACAUGAUUCCAAAGAGAACACAGACGAGUCCCUAAUGAGUGUUGUCCCUAGAAGCAGUGAACAUCCUCUGAGCACCGUUCAUUUACUGCAGGAUAAAAUGAGUUUGUGCAGUGAUAAUGUGACUGUAGAUCAUCCUGACAAUAGAGAUCAGUUUCUGCCACACACUCUCCCUGCCUCAGCUUGUCACUCAGUACAAGAUGUCCAUUCUGCAUCCACUGACUCCACUUUACCAGAUGUCCCUACUUCCAUGAAGUCACUACUACUUGAAGAUCAUUCUGUCCCUGCUAACCUCCUGUGCCAGGAAGAUCCCCCAGCCUCCACAGUGCUCCCACUUAUAGAAGAUUUUGCUGCUUCCACUGGGCCUUUCGCCUUGCAUGCCUCCACUGGGCCUCAGCACCCAAAUGAGCUCCCUGCUUCUAAUGAGCUCCCUGCUUCUAAUGGAUCCCUGCUGCUAGAAAAUUUCCCACCUUCAAAAGGCUUGCUACUGGAACAUCUUUCGCUCUCCACCAAACUCCUAAUGAAGGAAGAUCUUCCUCCCUCCCAUGAGCUUCCUCUAACAAAACAUAUUUGUACCCAUGCCAGCCCCCUGUUAAAGAAAGAUCUCCCUUACUCACCUGUACUGACAUUGCCAGAAGAUAUCCCUCUUUCUACUGUGCUCCUACUCCCAAAAGAUGUUCCUGGCUCUGAGCCCCCACUCCUUGAAAAUGUCCAAGCCUCCCCUGGGCCCCCACUGCCAGAUGAUGUCCCUGCUUUCCCUGGGCCCCCACUGCCAGAUGAUGUCCAAGCCUCCCCUGGCCCCCCACUGACAGGUGAUGUGCAAGCCUCCCCUGGCCUCCCACUUCCAGAUGAUGUGCAAGCCUCCCCUGGGCUCCCACUUCCAGAUGAUGUGCAAGCCUCCCCUGGGCUCCCACUUCCAGAUGAUGUGCAAGCCUCCCCUGGGCUCCCACUUCCAGAUGAUGUGCAAGCCUCCCCUGGGCCCCCACUUCCAGAUGAUGUCCCUGCUUUCCCUGGGCCCCCACUGCCAGAUGAUGUCCAAGCCUCCCCUGGCCCCCCACUGACAGGUGAUGUGCAAGCCUCCCCUGGCCUCCCACUUCCAGAUGAUGUGCAAGCCUCCCCUGGGCUCCCACUUCCAGAUGAUGUGCAAGCCUCCCCUGGGCUCCCACUUCCAGAUGAUGUGCAAGCCUCCCCUGGGCCCCCACUUCCAGAUGAUGUGCAUGCCUCCGCUCUGCUUUCACUGCAGACAGCUUAUUCCCAUUUGCCUCCACUGCCAGAUGAUAUCCCUGUAUCUGCUGGUCCCUUGCUAAUAGAAGAUUAUUCUGUCACCACCAAGCAGCCUCUGCUGGAAGCUAACCCUGCCUGCACUGAGCAGCUACAAGAACAAUCUUCUGUUGACAACAUUUCUGGGUUUAACCAAAGACCUUUAAAAGCAGAUGUUACUGUUAUUGCUAAACAGCCUUUUAUCUCAAUUUUACAUUUGCCAACAGAGCCUCAUGCUAGUCAAGGUGCCACUACUACAUUCGGAAUUAAUGAACAAUUAAAAUUUAACAGAGAUACUUCUACAGAACAUUCCCAGUCAUUGUCUAUAUCUGCUACACAAACCCUUUGUGAGUCAAAAAGUUUUAAUGAGCCUUUGCAGGUUGAUAAUCAGUUUAAAAUUACACCUCCAAACCUUGUGCCAUAUGACUCUGAACAAGUAACGGACAUACCUGCAGCUGUACCUGAACUUACUUCUGAACAGGUUCUUUUAAAUUCUGAGCCUCCUCCUCAGCUGUUGCCCUAUGAUUCUGAACAGCCUACUGAUAAUUAUUUUGAUAUUUCAGAGUAUGCCUCUGAGCAAUCAUCUUUAGUAUUUCGUGCCCCACCUGAGCUUGUGCCUUAUGAUUCUGAUGAACCUGCUGCUCAUUCUCCUUAUGAACAAUCUAAGGAGAAACUUGCAUCUGUCUCCAGUCCAGUCCACAAUAUUUCUCAAUCUGAACUUUCAUCUUCAAAUAAGCAACAAAGUGAUCAACAUCUUUCUGCUGUAGUGUUAUAUUCAGCUAAGAUGUCAUUGAAUUCUCAUGAUUAUAUAGAUGGAUUUAAUUCUACAGAAAACAGUUCUUCUAAGGAAAUGGUAUGUUUACCGAAAGCAACCUCUAGUCAGUCACAUGUUAAUUCUGGUGUUGCCUCCUACUUCUCAAAACAGUCUUCAGUACAAACUACUUUGCUCACAGAUGAGCAAUCAAUCAUUCUCAAGUCUUCAGAACAAGAGUUGCCUGAUGGUAAGUCUAACAUGUUGACCGCAGAAUUGCCCACUGAGGAAUCAUAUAUUGAACCUAAACAGUUUACUGAAGUAUCACCAGCAUUGGAAUCGUCCCUUAAACAGCCACAAACAUUUCCAGAAAUUGUGCUUGAACAUCACAAUUCUUCAUUAUCAGCUAACUUAACAGAACAAUGUCCUUCAGUAGCUGUUGGCCAGUUAAGUACCACUAAACCUUGCUCAUCCACUGAUGCAUUAGUCACUGGUGAUGGACAACAAAACAUUUCACCAUUGCCCAUUGAGAGAGAAGAAAAGCCAGGGGUACAUGUUGGAGCCUCAGAAGACCGGUCACAUUCAAAGCCUGUAAACAAAAGCCAUCCCUCACCUUUGACAACUGAUCAAGCAAGGGAUUCACGGUCUAAGUCAUUGGGAAGGAAGAAAUCAUCAAAAUCAAAAGAGAGAAAAAGAUCACGGUCAAAGUCGAGUGUGUGUAGGAAAAGGUCACAAUCCAGAUCAGUAUCAAGAAAGAGGCGGUCACAAUCAAAAUCUGUAGUGAGGAGUAAAAAGUCACGGUCCAAGUCAACCACAAGAAGGAGACGUUCUCUUUCUAAAUCAAUUGCACAAAGAAAGCGCUCCCGUACAAAAUCUGCAGGACGCAGAAGGCGUUCCCGGUCAGUCUCUGCCACCCGCAGGAGGCGCUCUCACUCUGCAUCGCGAAAAAGGCGCUCUCGGUCAAUAUCCGCUUCUUGCAGGAGGCGCUCUCGGUCAACUUCUGCGCCCCGCAGAAGGCGCUCUCGCUCUGCGUCCCGCAGAAGGCGCUCUCGCUCGGCAUCCCACAGGAGGCGCUCUCGCUCGGCAUCCCACAAGAGGCGCUCCCACUCUCCAUCUGUUUUGCGUAAGAGGCGCUCGCGCUCUACAUCUGUAUCUCGUAGGAGGCGCUCACGCUCUGCAUCUCAUAGGUGGCGCUCACGCUCUGCGUCUCCAUCUCACAGGAGGCGCUCACGCUCGGUAUCGGUUAUUCGCAAGAGGCGAUCACGCUCCAUUUCAACUCACAAGAAGCGCUCGCGCUCCACCUCAGCUCAUAAGAGGCGCUCGCGCUCCACCUCAGCUCAUAAGAGGCGCUCGCGCUCCACCUCAGCUCAUAAGAGGCGCUCGCGCUCCACCUCAGCUCGCAAAAGGCGUUCACAUUCCAAGUCAUUGAGUCCAAGAUCUCCAUCUCUCAAGAAAUGUGGUCAAUCAAAAUCUGAUCAUUCACGGAGUCCAUCCAUAUCUAAUACUGGACGUAAGAGAAAAACCAAGUCACGUUCCUCAUCAAGAGACAAAAAUAAAUCAAAUGAAAAGAGGCGAAAAAGAUCCAACUCUAAAGAGCGCUAUACCAUCAAAUUAAGACGAAGGAGUAGGAGCCCUCUGCGAAGAAAAAAAUCAAGAUCUCCUGUAAGAAGGGGUAGCGUGUGCAGAUCGCCAAUAAGGAGGAGAAGAUCAAGGUCACCAGUUAGAAGGAAAAGUUUUAGCAGAUCUCCUAUACGUCGGAAACGUUCAAGAUCUAGAGACCAAUUAAAGGACCCAAACAGGUCACCUAAACGCCUCACUGAUCUUGAUAAAGCCCAGCUUCUUGAAAUAGCCAAAGCAAAUGCAGCAGUCAUGUGUGCUAAGGCAGGUGUACCCUUACCACUAAGUUUGAUGCCUAGUAUGACUCCUGUUGCACCGUUAGAUGAAAAAGGUACUCAUCGAACAUAUGGUGUUACAAUUCAAGAACUUACUGAGAUACUCUCCACAGAGGGACCUUUCAAUAAUGCCCUACUCAUAGCUGAGCUGAGAGACGCACUUUUGCCCAAAAUAGACUGUCUCCUAGCAUCCUGUGCUAGCCUAUGUAGCAUAUUGAGAGUAACGGAACAAGCUUGUCAGCAAAAUCAGCGCAUCUCCACAUCUACCCCUCAGGAUACAGUACCAAGCUCAACAGCAUACCUGGGGGAAGAAGGAGACUCAGAGUCCUCAGAUCCUUCAUGGCAGAGAAAAGAAGUGGCUACAAAAAUGACUGAAGCGACUCUCUCCUAUUUGAGCCUGCCGACACCCGCCAGGGAGCAAAACCAGGGAUCAGAGAAAGGCUCAUUGACAUCUCUGUUGGCCCACCUGACACUCGAUACAGAUCUGGACAUAAUUUCUAAACUGUCUCUCACAGGAAAAGUCGCUCAAGCCUACACUACUAGUAUCAUCGAAACUAAAGGAGAACCACUGCACUCCCAGCAUAGGUCAUAUACCACACCUGAAACUUAUACUGCUUACCAAAAAGAGAGCAUGCUUGCACGACUGGCCAAUAACUCUAGAAAGGUCUGGUCUCUUGAUAGGAACACGGAAUAUACCCUGGCAGGCCUGAAAGACAUGCCUCGCUAUUGCCCAUAUGAGAGGUGUCAUUGGUGGGUUUCUUUUAUUUUGAAGAACCCCACAGUAAAGCCAGCUCUAAAAAAUCAGGUAACUUUGACGAAAGAGUUUCCAGUAUCAUCGGGAUCUCAGCACAGGAUAAAAGAAGCAGACAAAGUCUAUGGUGAAUGGGUACCAGUAGCUAAAAAGACAGAGGAGAGCAAAGACGAUGUUUUUCCUACCACAGGUUCUUCACAGCAAGUGGAUAUCACUUCAGCAAUGAAUGAGCGUGCAGUUGCCCAGGCUCGGCUUACAGAGAAUCAGUUUGAUCUUGAAGCAUUAUGCUUGCUAAACCGUGCACAGGAACAGAUUGAUGUCUGGGCCCAUCACUCUUCAGCAAUUCCAGGCUACUUCACAGGAAGCACUGGUGCACAAGUCCUGACUGCAGACGAGAUCAGCAACAGUGGUCCACAGGCUUGGUUUAAAAAGGAUCAGUUUCUCAAAGCCGCUCCAGUAACUGGAGGAAAAGGAGCCGCUCUCAUGCGUAAAAUGGGAUGGAAAGAAGGAGAUGGUCUUGGCAGAUUUAAAGAGGGAAACGUUAAUCCAAUUCUUGUUGAUUUUAAGACUGACCGGAAAGGAUUGUUGGCAGAUGGAGAAAAAGCUUCCAACAAAGUAGCUGUACCGUUAAUGAAGGAUCUCUCUGGAAAACAUCCAAUCUCGGCACUAAUGGAGCUCUGCAAUAAGAAGAAGUGGUGUCCUCCUGAUUUUGAGCUGGUGGAUGAUACCGGCCCUGACCAUCGUAAAAAAUUCCUUUUUAGGGUGACCGUUAAUGGAACUGUGCAUCAGCCCAGCCAGUCAAGCCUCACUAAGAAGCUCGCUAAAGCUACUGCGGCUGCGGCGGCCCUUCUGGGCAUGGGAACAUUAUCAAAGGACAGUGUGACUUCAACCACUUCAACCACCCCCUUUUUAAGUGCCGCCGCCAGCAAUUCAUAGGAUGAUUAAUGUAUGAGGACAUUUCAUGCAAAUCUGUAUCAUUUUAAAAUAAAACGUGUUUGUUUUUGUUUUUUUUUACGAUUACAAUUAAAAAACAAGUCUGGGCUCAUUUAAUUAUUUGUAUAUAAAUAUUUUUUAUAUAUAUAUUUGUCAUGUUUUUGGGCUACACAUUGGUGUAAAAAUGAAGUCCCUUUUUUUUUUUUUUUUAUUCUCCCUCAAGAAAAUGUUGUAUGUAAGUAGCUUUUUAAAUAGCUAAUCUAAAUGUUUGCUGGUGUUGCAUUUAUAAAUACUAAGAGCUUGUUUUACUGGUGUCCAAAGGAUUUCGCGCCAUAUGUUCCAAAAAUGUUUUAAGCACUGUAAAAAAUGUCCAAGUUUAUGUCUGAAAACCAAAAGGUGGCAUAAAGCUCUCUUCAUAUUCUAUUUAAUUGCAGGUACAUUAGACACUUUCUCUUGUGUGGGUCUGCGGAUAAGAAAUGGAAUAACAGUAGAAUGCAUGUUCUCAUUACUACACAGAGUGAAAUAGUCCCUUGUGUUAGUCCCAUUAUUUUGAGGACAUGAUUUUCUGUUUAAGUGCAAUUCAUUUGAGAUUUUCUUAAAUGUUAACAAUGCUGCUGUUGUAGUUUAAACAUUUCGGACUCUCUAGUCUCUGUAUUCUGCUUGCUUGUUGUUUUUGUUUUCUUUUUCAAUUAGAAUGUGAAAAUUGAAUGUAGUUUAAUUUUGGCCAGAAUUGGCUUGUAACAUACAUUUAAUUGCUGUACAUAAGCUCAAUUAAAGUGUAUAAAACAUA